Molecule: messenger RNA, 6045 nt
Organism: Phyllopteryx taeniolatus (common seadragon)
Lineage: Eukaryota; Metazoa; Chordata; Actinopteri; Syngnathiformes; Syngnathidae
Product: unconventional myosin-Vb
Exons: 35
Coding region: 361-5289 (1642 amino acids)
Biological process (GO): vesicle transport along actin filament; actin filament organization
Cellular component (GO): myosin complex; actin cytoskeleton; vesicle
Molecular function (GO): microfilament motor activity; ATP binding; actin filament binding
Source: RefSeq, a predicted model, not a curated record
AGCAGGUAUAGGCUCCAGCUCCCCUCAACCCUGGAUAGAACUUUGUAGUCAUUUUAAGUGCCUCAAGUAAACCUUGUUAAAGUGAACUUUCCUUCUCUAUGGUAACACAUUCAUUGUGAACGUGUGUGCUGAUGACGCCACAAGUUUGUCACCUGGUACAAGUUGACGUAACAUGAAGUCAAUUCCCAUCCAAACAGCUGCGGAUUCACCUGACAGUUGUCCUCAGUGUGUGUGCGUGUGUGUUAAUGUGGACAAAGUGCACAUGCACCAACUGGGACAUUUCCUGAGUGGAAGAUCCCUUUGCUUGUCGUGUGGAUAUCUUUUUCAUCAUCUUGAAUGCAUUUGUACACCUCGUAGAAGAUGGCAACAUUGCAGCUAUACACCAAGGGGGCCAGUGUGUGGAUUCCUGACCCGGAUGCAGUGUGGGUGUCGGCACAGCUCCUCCAGGACUACACGCCUGACAACAAGAAUGUACUGCUGCAGCUUCCCGGAGGAGAGGAGGCACAGUAUCCGGUGGUGGCGCCAUCUGACCUCCCCCCACUGGCCAACCCUGACAUCUCAGAGGGCGAGUGUGACCUGACGGCGCUCAGCUUACUCCACGAGCCCGCCAUCCUGCACAACCUCCGUGUUCGCUUCCUGGACUACAACAGCAUUUACACUUACUGCGGCAUCGUGCUGGUGGCCGUCAAUCCCUACGAUGAGCUGCCCAUCUACGGCGAGGAGGUGAUUGAUGCCUACAGUGGUCAAGACAUGGCUGAGAUGGAGCCUCACAUCUUCUCUGUGGCCGAGGACGCUUAUCGUACCAUGAUCAGGGAAGAGAACAACCAGUCCAUCAUCAUCAGCGGUGAGUCGGGAUCGGGUAAGACGGUCUCGGCCAAAUUCACCAUGAGGUACUUCGCUGUGGUGGGCGGAGCCGCUCAGCAGACCAGCGUGGAGGGCAAGGUGCUGGCCUCCAACCCUAUCAUGGAGGCCAUUGGGAAUGCCAAAACCACAAGGAACGACAACAGCAGUCGCUUUGGGAAGUACAUCCAGAUCGGCUUUGGCAGGAAAGGAGACAUCAUCGGGGCCAACAUGAGCACCUACUUGCUGGAGAAGUCCAGGGUGGUCUUUCAGGCAGCAGCAGAAAGGAACUAUCACAUCUUCUACCAGCUGUGUGCCUCCAGACAAUUGCCUGAAAUGAGAUCACUCAAACUGGCUGCUCCUGAACAUUUCCGCUACACAAACCAGGGCGGGGAUACAAACAUUGCCGGCAAUGAUGAUGUGAUGGAGAUGGAGCGCACUCGCAAUGCUUUCACCAUCCUGGGCGUGCUUCCCGACCAGCAAAUGGAGCUCUUCAGAAUUCUGGCAGCUGUUCUCCACUUGGGAAAUGUGAAGAUUCAAGGCAGCGGACGAACUUCUGAUCGGAGUUAUAUAGACGCAGAUGACAGUUCUUUAGCCAUCUUCUCCAAGCUCCUGGGGGUGGAGGCUGCCCAUAUGGCCCACUGGCUGUGCCAUCGCAGGUUGGUGCUAGCGGGAGAUGCGGUGGUCAAGCCCAUGACGGGCCAGCAGGCCGUCGAGGCUCGAGAUGCUCUGGCCAAGCAUGUCUACGACCAGAUGUUCAAGUGGACCGUGCACAGACUCAACUCUGCCCUGCGCAGCCAGGCAGGCCGGACCAAAACAUUCAUAGGGGUGCUGGACAUCUAUGGCUUUGAGACCUUUGAGCGGAACAGCUUUGAGCAGUUCUGUAUCAACUACGCCAAUGAAAAACUGCAACAGCAGUUCAACAGGCACGUGUUCCACCUGGAGCAGGAGGAGUACGUACGUGAGGAGCUGACGUGGAGCCGGAUCGAAUUCAGCGACAAUCAGCAGUGUAUCCAUCUCAUCGAGGGACAGCUUGGCCUCUUAGACCUGCUGGACGAGGAGUGCAGGAUGCCCAAAGGAUCAGACGAGAGUUGGGUGCAGAAGUUGUAUGACCAACACCUGACCGGCCGAGGCCACCCUCACUUCCGCAAACCUCGUAUGUCCAACAGUGCCUUCGUCAUCCUGCACUUUGCCGACACGGUACAGUACGAAUGUGGCGGCUUCCUUGAUAAGAAUCGAGACACAGUCUUCGAAGAGCUGGUCAACGUUUUGAAAGCAAGUCAGUCGGAGUUGGUGGCUGAGCUAUUCCAACAUCAGGGAAAGGGGCCGAGUGUGCCCAAUGGAAGCGUCCACUCAGAAAGAAGAGCCCACAGAGAACACAAGUUGACCGUGGGCUUUCAGUUCCGUCAGUCUUUGCAGAUGCUGAUGGACACUCUGAACAGCACCACGCCUCACUACGUACGCUGUAUCAAACCCAACGACCUCAAGGAGCCCUUUAUGUUCGACCCGAAGAGGACUGUGCAGCAGCUGAGGGCAUGCGGAGUGCUGGAGACCAUCCGAAUCAGUGCAGCCGGUUUUCCAUCCAGAUGGACGUAUGAGGAGUUCUUCUUCAGGUAUCGCGUUCUGCUUCGAGGGUCCCAGCGCUGGGAGGAGGCUGGGCUCGCAUGCCGGCAGACCUUGCCUCAGCUCAUCCCUGACCCGGACCAGUAUGCCUUCGGAAAGACCAAAGUCUUUUUCCGGGCCGGGCAGUUGGCUCUUCUGGAGAGGUUGAGAGCUGAGAGACUGCGAGCGGCGGCCGUGAUCCUUCAGAGUUGGGUCAGAGGUUGGCUGGCUCGGAUUCACUACAGCAGAACCCUCGAGGCUACCGUCACCAUACAAAGAUACUGGCGAGGAACUCUGGCUCGGCGUUUGGCUCAGACCCUACGCUACGCCAGGGCUGCUUUGGUAAUCCAGAAGACGUACCGCAUGCUGGUGGACAGACACAUAUUCCUCCUGGUCCGACAAGCUGCAGUCACCAUCCAGGCCUAUGUCAGAGGCACGCUGACCCGUCAUCAGUACCGACUGCUGGUGGCCGAGCGAGCCGCCACGCUGCUCCAGGCAAUAGUGCGAGGGUGGUUGGCGAGGACGACCUUCACGAGGUUCCGAGCAGCCGUGGUGUUCGCACAGUGUUGCGUACGUCGUAAGGCGGCCAGAAAGGAGCUGCUGAAGCUCAAGACUGAAGCCCGCUCAGUGGAGAGGUACCGAGAGCUCAACAAAGGCAUGGAGGUCAAACUGAUGCAGCUGCAGAUGAGAGCAGACCAGGAGGCCAGAGACUGCGCAGCCCUUAAAGAGAGCCUGCAUGCCGAGCGAGAGGUCGCCGGCGCUGAACUGGCCUCCCUGAGGGCGAAAAUGGAGAAACUAGAAGCACGUCACAAGCAGGUCACUCCUUCUCCUGCUUGUUCCGUCGUGAGCCAGGUGGUGGAGCAAGAGCGGAGGCGUGCAGAGGAGAAGGCUGCCCAGGAGCUCAAACAGCUGACACAAGAGGUGGAGACGCUGCAGAGAGAAAAGGCGUCACUCAGUGGUGAAACGGAGCGUCUCACUGCAUACCUGCUCCAGCAGAAACAAGAACAAGAAGCUCUUGUGCAACAAGCGGUGACUGAGGCCACAGUGGCUUUGAGGGCGGAGCUUGACGAGGAGAGGAGGAAGCAUCAGGGCCUGCUGCGGGAGUUCACCCGGCUGGAGCAACGAUAUGACAACCUGAGGGAGAUGAGUCAGCUGACUGAGGGCACAAGGGGCCUCCGGAGAUCCGAUUCCACGCUAAACUCAGAGCCUCUGUCCCCCUCACCUCAAUCCCUCACCCCGCUCUCCCUCUCCCCCUUCCCGUCUGCCUUCCCGUCUCCAGAGGAGGUGCGGCGUGUCAGCGUGACGUCUCCCUCCGUGGAGGGAAGAUUCUCCGAGUGGAGUUUGGAAACGCCAAUGGAGCAGCUGAUGGACAAGAUGGGCUUGACCAAAGAGGCCGCGGUCAAGCUGGAAGGAGAAGACCUGGCCCACGCUUACGACGCAGUACGGGUGGCCAACAAAUUUUUGGAGAGCCAGUUGGUAAGUCAGCGCAGUCAGUGGGAGGAGGAAGUGGAAAGGCUGAGGUGUCAGCUGGUUCGAGUUAGCUCGGGCUCCUCUUCUCAUCAACAGGAGCUUCUGGAUGCCCGUGAGCAGGAGUGUGCAAGGCUGAGGAAGGAACUGAAGGAACUUCGGAACACCGUCACACUCCGGCGAUUCCUCACUCAAGUUUUCCCAUCAGCGUUUCCCGCCGAGAGUCCUUCUUCACCGCAGCAGAAAGCACCCGCAGUGGCCGGCCUGCUGGAAUGCAGGAGACGAGAUGAGAGCAAACUCAUCAGGAAUCUCAUCAGUGAUGUGCGAGCAGAUGUGGGCGUGUUGCUUGCGCCCGGGCUGGCGGCCAGCGUGCUCUUCCUGUGUGUUCGGCAGGCGGACAGCAGGGGGGAUCAAAGCAGUGCUUUGUCGGUGUGUCGCUCCACUGUCGCUGCUAUGAAGACGGCGCUGAAGAAACACAACAGUGAUUUAGAAAUGACUGCUUUGUGGCUGAAAAACAUCAGUCUGUUCCACGACCUGCUGACUCAGCACAACUCCAAACAGACGUAUGUUCCAGAGGAAUUUCCACCGCUGACCUUUGACCCAAGUCAUUUGAUCCACACGCUGAGCGAGCUCCGCAUCCAAGCCUACCAGCAGCUCAUCUCCAUCACUGAGAAACGCCUGCAGAACUUCAUCGCCGCCGCCCUGUUGGAGGGCGAAGACGUUUCCGCGGGCUCCAGGAGGCGAGCGAGAUCAGGGGCGGCGGCGGGGCCCGACGCUCCCACCGUGGCCCGGGUGCUGAGGGAGCUGGGGGCCCUUCACGCCGCCAUGUCCCAUCAGGCUUUGCACGCCUCGCUGAUGGAGCACGCCUUCCACCAGCUCACCUAUUUUAUGUCCACCUCCGCUCUCAACAGCCUGCUGCUCAGGAAAGACGUGUGCUGCUGCAGCCGGGGAAUAGACAUACGCCUCAACGUGAGUCAGCUGGAGGAGUGGCUGCGUAGCCGAGGUCUGGAGACAGAGGGCGCUGUGUCCUCGCUGUCGCCUCUCAUUCAGGCGGCUCAGCUGCUGCAGGUCGGGAAGAAUACUGACGUGGACGCGCAGGCCAUUGUGCGCGCAUGCACCUCCCUCAGCAGCCAGCAGAUUGUGAAGCUUCUCAGCAACUACACGCCUCACGGUGACGUCGAGGAAAGAGUCUCGCUCAAUUUCAUCCGCUUGGUCCAGGCUCUCCUCAAACACCGUGUGGAAGUUGAACCUCGCCUGCUCCUCCUGGAGGUUAAGCGCGUGUUUCCCGUCAUAUUCCCCGACGAGACGCCGCCCGCCAUCUGUGCGGAUAAGUUGGUCAUCCCGGACUCCCUCAAGAUAUCUUUUCUACGCAGGGUGUGAACGUUUUCUGUCAAAUGUAGCGGACACCACGCAAUUCAAAUUUGGCAUCUUUUAUUGGAAGCAGAACACAAGGAGACUACUGUCCCAGUAACAUAAAUAUAAAAAAAAUUAUAAACAUUUUAUGUAUAAAAAAAUGUCCCAUGCGACUACUUUGCAACACUUCACAUCAUCAUCAUUAUCAUCAGUGAUACGUAUUUAUAUAUUCACAAACAUUUCAAAAAUAUAAAAGAAGAUAUCAAAAUAAAGGAGACAACAUCAAAUUAUUACGCGUGCUGGCACAACACAUUUCUUUUUAAAAAUGUAAAUCUCUUUGUUACAGCGUUCCUAUCAUGCACCAUCAGUGGAAGUUCAUGAACGUGCACUUGGGGCAGAAAACAUGCACGUGGUUCUGUGCUUUUUUUUGUUUGUUUUGUUUUUUUGUUUGUGCUUCCGUCCCGAAACUUCUGCAUGCCUCUGAAAGACGUCGCUGCGGGCGGCAGGGAAUUGUGGUACUACCACAAUAAAGUCAGAAUAUUAAAGAAUAAAAUCCUAAUUUAGCAAGGAAAAAUCUCGCACUAUUAUGUAAAGUACAAUUUUGAGAAUAAAGUUAUGUUAAAAAGUUAGACUAACAUUGAAUUAUUAUGAGAAUAAAGUUGAAAUAUUACAAAAAUGAAGUCAUAACGAAAUGAAGAUAUUAUAAAAAAAACUAUAUAAAAUAAACAAAAUGAUAUAAAAAUUAUUAAUUAAUAUUGCGGGAAUAAGGAAAAAUGACAAAAA